AUGCCCAUCACCCAACUCAGUGCAGCAGCGGCCCGGCUCAUCGGGUCGUCCGCCGCCAUCACCUCACCCUACGACGUCGUCAAAGAGCUCCUAGACAAUGCUAUUGACGCCGGCGCCGACACCGUCGAAAUCGCCAUCGCGCCCAACACCCUCGACCAGGUGCGCGUGCGCGACAACGGCCGCGGUAUCCCCCUUGACGACCUGAACAGCCUCGGCCGGCCAGCACACACGAGCAAGCUGGUCACGCUGGAUGAGCUGACAGCCGGCCGGGUAGCCACGCUCGGCUUCCGCGGCCAGGCACUCGCCAGCAUCAACAGUAUCGCGGCCACGGUGCAGGUAACCACCAAGACAGCCGAGGAGCCCGUGGCGGCGCGCGUCCAGCUUCAGCAGGCCGGUGUUGAGCAGCAAAGGCUGCCGCCAGUGUCCGCGCCGACGGGCACGGCGGUGCAGGUCAUGGGGUUGUUUGCCCGCCUGCGGCCGCGGUGGCAGAUGCUGCUCAAGGAGGGGAGUAAGACGAUAGUAAGGAUCAAGGGGUUGCUGACGGCCUACGUGUUGGCGGAUGCGGCACUGAGGGUCACGUUCAAGGUACUGGGCGACGAGAGGCAGACGUGCAGGCUGGGACAGUCAAGGGACAGGGACAUGACACAAUCGGUGCUGGAGGUCUUCGGGGCGGCGGUGGCGGCGAGUGGACAGACGCACCGGUUCGCCAGCGCGGAGGACGGUGCGGGCGCGUUUACGCUGGUAGCCUUUUUGCCGGCAGUGGACGGCGAUCAGAGGGUUGUGGCAGGCAAGGGCGCCUUUAUAUCGGUCAACGGUCGACCCAUCAGCUCUGCCACGGGCAUCGGAAAGGCGCUCGUGGGGGUGUUCAAGACAAAGGUGCAGCAACACUGGCAGCAGCGGGGACUACCGACUGUGCAGAAGCCGCUGUUGUUACUCGAAAUUCGCUGCCCGCUGGAAAGAUAUGAUGUAAACGUGGCGACGAUGAAGGACGAGGUGAUGUUUGCCGAGGCGGGUGCUCUGCUACGGACGUUUGAGGAGCUGUGUGUCAUGGUUUACUGCAAUGCUGCCGCCCUGGGAAGCUCCAGAAUAAAGGAAACUAGCCAAGAGCUGGUUGGGAUGUCUACGGAUAGUGCAUUGGCACCGGCCACGGAGAAACUCGUCUCGGCGCAGAUGCGAACGGCGUGCAAAGUCAAUAUGCAGCGAACAAACAGCAACGCAACCGAUGAGGAGACGGACUUUCGGAUCAUUGAAGUGGAAGUUCCGGAAAUACGCCUGUUGGAAACGAAGGAGGGCCCGAAAAAGCAAACCAACUUCUUUGUAGACACUACGCCAAAGCCAGCACGCGGCAUUGAGCGAUACUUUCAGCCGACGGGGGCCGAUUUCGAAAUAGCCACAGACGAAACAGCCACACCCGAGAGACCACAACCCGAAGAGACGAGCAGAACUAUAGAAGGGAUAGUAUUAAACGGAGCGUUGAAGCGCAUGCCCCUACACGACGUGCCUGACACCACGCUCAACACUCUGGCUGGCAUCCACGGCUCGCCCUCGUCAGAGGACGCCAGCAGCCCAGGCGAGGGUCCCCGUCUGAGCGACCUUCAUGGCACGAGCUGGAGUAUCCAGAACCUGAUCCAUCAGCGUGUCCUAGACGUGCCCUCCACUGGUAUAGGCGGCGGCCCUGCUGCCACAGCAUCGGCCAGCCCGGUUCCACAAACACGAGGUGGUGGUCUGCACGAGGCCGCCCGGCGACAGGUUACCCACCAACUGCCGAUUCUGCGCACGCCGCCGCCUUCUGACCCGAUGCGGGAGGAAUCGCGGUUCGUGCUGCCUGGUUCGUUGUACGGAGCGGGAUCGGAGAGUAGAAGACAGCCGUCGCCGGCGAGCAGCUCGAGCAGCAGUUUGGAGAGCGGUGCCAUCCCGGUCAAGGAGACCCGGGGCAGAAGCGAGCAACAACAGCAAAGACUAGGAGCAAGAAGAGCGUUGCCGGGUACAAGAAACGACCAGGUGAAUCAAGGCAGGGGCGUGUUGGCAUCGGGAGCGCCAAGGCUGGGUCUGCCGAGGCAACGGACCACAACCACCACCACUAUGGGGCGGCUCCUGCCGCGGCGGCAAGAACACGAAGAGCACGGAGAUGCCGCUGCCCCCGAAAGGGGCAUCAUAAGCUACAUGAGAUAUGGCGACCGUGGCAGGGCACAGCUGGAGCAGACUAAUUUGGUCGAUUGGGAGAUGAGUGACGCGGAAAGCGUGGACAGCCAUCCGCAGCCAAAGAGACGCCGCGCUCAAAAGAGCCCAGAUGUAGUGGCGCCGGUCCAGUCCGCAUCACACACUCGCCACGCCACGCCGCACCUGGUGGAUGGCGGCCUGCCGUUGGAAAGCAUACCAUCUAGUUUGGCGACUUGGGGCAUCCUCGUCACGGCUAGUGUCAGCUUUUCGGAUAUCAGACUGUGGACGGACUUGGAGAGGGAUCUGGACUUGUAUAUUCGCAGCGGGACGCUGGCGUGGGGGCUGCGGGAUUUGACGGGAGGCGAGGCGGCGCGGCUGGAAGAGUGUGCGAGGCGGCUCUGUCGGGCUUGA
This is a messenger RNA of Cordyceps militaris CM01, 2571 nucleotides long. Its product is annotated as DNA mismatch repair protein. The coding region runs from base 1 to 2571 and encodes 856 amino acids. The transcript has a single exon. Gene Ontology annotation, molecular function: mismatched DNA binding; ATP binding; ATP-dependent DNA damage sensor activity. Lineage: Eukaryota; Fungi; Ascomycota; Sordariomycetes; Hypocreales; Cordycipitaceae. Gene Ontology annotation, cellular component: MutLalpha complex. The record is from RefSeq and is a predicted model, not a curated record. Gene Ontology annotation, biological process: mismatch repair.